AUGGUCACCCCGCAGAACUGCAAUUUCAAGGGCUGCGGCGCCUUCACGGGCGAGAUGGCCGUGGAGCAGAUGAAGGACAUGGGCCUCAAGUGCGUGCUGAUGGGCCACUCGGAGCGCCGCGGUGAGUUUGGCAUCUUCCCGAUGGACGACAACUCCACCCUGGCGACGAAGCUCAAGUAUGCGCUCGACGCAGGCCUGCAGGUGGUGUUCUGCAUUGGCGAGCCGCUGUCCAUCCGGGAGAAGGGCCUGGACGCCGUCGUCGCCGAGAUGGACGUGCAGCUCACGCAGAUCUACGGCCUUCUCGACGCCGCGAAGGUGGUGAUCGCCUACGAGCCCGUCUGGGCCAUCGGCACCGGCGUCACCGCCAGCCCCCAGGAUGCGCAGGACACGCACGCCGGCAUCCGCAAGCUGAUCGCCGAGAAGGCGUCCCCAGAGGUCGCCGAGGGCAUCCGCAUCCAGUAUGGCGGCUCCGCGAACGCCAAGAACGCCCCGGAGCUCUCGGCGAUGCCGGACAUCGACGGCUUCCUGGUCGGCGGCGCCUCGCUCAAGCCCGAGUUCAAGGAGAUCGUGGCCGCGAUCAGCAAGGCCAAGGCCGCCUGA
This is a messenger RNA of Prorocentrum cordatum, 600 nucleotides long. The record is from the annotation of a GenBank genome assembly. NCBI's taxonomy places the organism in Eukaryota, Dinophyceae, Prorocentrales, Prorocentraceae.